Molecule: messenger RNA, 1929 nt
Organism: Drosophila novamexicana
Lineage: Eukaryota; Metazoa; Arthropoda; Insecta; Diptera; Drosophilidae
Product: cilia- and flagella-associated protein 206
Exons: 3
Coding region: 110-1843 (577 amino acids)
Biological process (GO): regulation of cilium beat frequency
Cellular component (GO): ciliary basal body; axoneme
Source: RefSeq, a predicted model, not a curated record
UAACAAAGCACUCGACUACACGCUAGAUAAUUUAAAUUCCGUUCUAUUUAUAUUUAUUGUGUCCGCAAAAAGUGAAAAAUUAAACGUUGCCAUUGGAUAAAGGGACAACAUGUCGCAUCCGCAUCAUAAACUACUCGAUAGGAUUUGCCAGCGCAUUGUGGGACAGUUGAAAGAGCGCGACAUUAAGGUGGAUACGGAUUUUAUGACUUUUGUGGUGCAUCUGCUGGUGCGGGACAUGCGAUACGGCUUGCUGCGCACAGAUUUAAGUAAGCCGAGCUCAUGCCACAUCGACACAUUCAUUGAGUAUAUCGUGCACGGCUAUACGGACAAUAUGGACACCACCAUGGCCAAUAUGCGUCUGUCGUGGAUCAUGAAAACGGGCCAUGGCAUUAAGCUAGCCUAUGUGCGCGAGCAGUACGAGGCGAAGUAUCAGCAACAGCUCAAGUUGCUAAUCGAUGACAUUCUGCAGUAUCCGGAGACGAGCAGCAAGGUGCAGCUGGAUCAGCUGUUUGCCAAAAUGCAGGUGUUCAUUGCGGCCACUUAUCAUCUGGGCUGUCCCAGCAAUCAUGUGUUGCUCAAGCUGGUCGCAAUGGCGCUCAACAGCGUUAUCGGGCGCAGCGAUCUGCAGAACUAUGUGCUGAAAAAGAAGUACCAUAGGCAGGAGUACCUGCAGCGACUGGCGGACACCGUCGCCGGGAUUGUCAUCUAUAACAACGACGGGCCCGACGGUGAUCGCGAAAACGUGCGCUACGUCAUUGGCGAACUGCAAAUGGCGCAGAGCAACACAAGCGCCGCCUUUGAUGCUGUGCUGGAGCGGCUCAAGGAUGUGAGCGGCAAGUGCCAGGCGGCAAUCAGCGAACAGUUGCAGUUCAACUGCAAGGAGACUACGUUGUACUAUCGCGUGCCGCUGGAGCAGCUUCAGCGGAUCAAUCAAUUCACAGUGACGUUCAAUUCGCUGAUGCGCUGCCUGCUUGAACUGCAGCGGAGCUAUGAGCAUACCGCGUACAUGAUCAGCGUGGAGACGGGUCGCUACGACUGUGUGAUCGCCAAGAUCAACGAUACGCUCUACAUGCGCAGCGCCAUUGACUCGGAACUGAUCUUUCCGCAUUUUGUGUACCUGUCGAAGGUGUGGGGGAAUCUGAAUCACUACUUCAAUCACAUUGUGGAGCUGAAUCGGCUGCGCGAGCAGCUAGAGUGCCAGGUGCCCAAGGAAAUGGAGCAGCGGGCCAAGGACACAAUUGUGGAGAUACAAGAGCUGAGCAAGCAUAUCAAGGAAAUGCGCGAGUGCAGCUUUAAUGAGCGCAUGGAACUGCUCAAGGAGUACCAAACCGAUGGCAACUUUUGCAGCCUGGCCGAGGCGGACAUUAAGGAAUUCUGCGGCCUGACGCUGGCCGUGACCAAUGGACUGCUGCUGCCUGCCAAAGUGUUGCGCAAGCUUUGUAUGAAUCUGGACAUUAAGUUUGGCUUUCAGGACGAGACAUAUGCGCGCAUAGGCGAACUGUGGUUCGAACGUUUCAUCAGCGCCUUCCGGCAGGCCAUCUUCAAUAGCGCCAAUUUGGCGUUGCUUUUCAAUCUGGAUCAUGCGCUCAUCGCCAAGGAACUGCAGCCGGUGCCCGUCGAGCCGCCAAAGACCAACGAUUUUGAGGGUCAAACCGAAAUGGUCGUCACAAACGAUUUGUCUGGCGCCAAUUGGAUUAAUGUCACCUGGAAUGCGUGGGACUAUCAUCGCGAAACCAUACACCUGGCCGAGAUACGCAAGCGCCAGACGCACGACACACAGACAAAGAUCACCUACGGCCAGCGCAAUGCUCAGAAUCAAACAUACAACACACGCCACAACUGAAGAUAUCCUUUUCCGUCUCAUAUCAUCACUUACCUUUCUUGGGCUGCGAGACGUCGUAGAUGCCCAGCAGACGAUUCACUAUAAAG